This is a messenger RNA of Candidula unifasciata, 903 nucleotides long. The record is from the annotation of a GenBank genome assembly. Lineage: Eukaryota; Metazoa; Mollusca; Gastropoda; Stylommatophora; Geomitridae.
AUGUUAACGUUGGUGUGCUCAAUACUCACCCUGAUGUACUCUAUGUUAACCUUAGUGUGCUCAAUACUCACCUUGAUGUACUCUGUGUUAACCUUGGUGUGCUCAGUACUCACCCUGAUGUACUCUAUGUUAACCUUGGUGUGCUCAGUACUCACCUUGAUGUACUCUAUGUUAACCUUGGUGUGCUCAGUACUCACCUUGAUGUACUCUAUGUUAACCUUGGUGUGCUCAGUACUCACCUUGAUGUACUCUAUGUUAACCUUGGUGUGCUCAAUACUCACCCUGAUGUACUCUAUGUUAACCUUGGUGUGCUCAAUACUCACCUUGAUGUACUCUGUGUUAACCUUGGUGUGCUCAAUACUCACCUUGAUGUACUCUGUGUUAACCUUGGUGUGCUCAGUACUCACCCUGAUGUACUCUAUGUUAACCUUGGUGUGCUCAGUACUCACCUUGAUGUACUCUAUGUUAACCUUGGUGUGCUCAGUACUCACCUUGAUGUACUCUAUGUUAACCUUGGUGUGCUCAGUACUCACCUUGAUGUACUCUAUGUUAACCUUGGUGUGCUCAGUACUCACCCUGAUGUACUCUAUGUUAACGUUGGUGUGCUCAAUACUCACCCUGAUGUACUCUAUGUUAACGUUGGUGUGCUCAAUACUCACCUUGAUGUACUCUGUGUUAACCUUGGUGUGCUCAGUACUCACCCUGAUGUACUCUAUGUUAACCUUGGUGUGCUCAGUACUCACCUUGAUGUACUCUAUGUUAACCUUGGUGUGCUCAGUACUCACCUUGAUGUACUCUAUGUUAACCUUGGUGUGCUCAGUACUCACCUUGAUGUACUCUAUGUUAACCUUGGUGUGCUCCAUACUCACCUUGAUGUACUCUGUGUUAACCUUGGUGUGCUGA